Homarus americanus (American lobster) is the source of this 1081-nucleotide messenger RNA. It is a transcript of the gene mRpL18, whose product is annotated as 39S ribosomal protein L18, mitochondrial-like. Gene Ontology annotation, cellular component: mitochondrion; ribosome. Gene Ontology annotation, molecular function: 5S rRNA binding; structural constituent of ribosome. Lineage: Eukaryota; Metazoa; Arthropoda; Malacostraca; Decapoda; Nephropidae. The record is from RefSeq and is a predicted model, not a curated record. The transcript is spliced from 4 exons. Gene Ontology annotation, biological process: translation. The coding region runs from base 95 to 715 and encodes 206 amino acids.
CAUUUUCUGUCCGUAGUAGUUUUCUAACAUCUGUUUGUUUAUUACCCGGUUUGGUGGUGAGGAAUAUAAUAAAGUGUUCAAUUAAGAAGGAAUUAUGUCUAUUGUCCGGCCAUUACUGCCAGUGUUGGCUCGAUCAUUAGGUUCAUGUUCCGGACUGCCUCUCGCUCGAAAUGCCCACAAUAGGACGUGUGACGAAAAUGACAGUGUUAAUCCAAAUUUUGUCAAUCGCAAUCCACGAAAUAUGGAGAUGUUGCGGCUUGCUCGCAAACCACAAGGAUGGCAUCUUGAAGCUUCAACGCCUAAAUAUUGGUACAAGUUGGUUUUGGAGCAAAGUCAACGGCACAUUACGGGUCAGGUUGUGCACUACACAGGCACCACUGUUGUCUCUGCCUCAACACGUGAGUGGGCCAUCAAACAGCAGCUCUACUCCACCACAGAUGUCAUCGCUAUAGAGAAUAUUGGACGUAUCUUGGCUCAAAGAUGUUUAGAGUCUGGGAUUACUGAGGUGUACACUGAUCUUGAAAAAUCCAAAGAAUCCUCGGAAAAGGUUCGAUUAUUCUUAUCUGCAUUAACUGUAGGAGGGAUUUGUCCCAAAGAAGCCUCUGUUAUUAGUGAAAGGGAUGUUCACAGAACAACCUGGUCUCAUCCAGCACUACCCUGGCAUGUUACAGAAGACGAGGUACUUAAAGAAGAUCAGAUGAAGAAUGCACAGUAAUAAAUGUUGAUUUAUUUUCUGAAUGUCACCUGUUUUAUUGGAGUGCAUGAUAUGAUUGUUUUGUUCAUCAUGGUAAAACCCUCAGUUACCUUAAAACUUAGCUUUGUGUGGGAAGAAAAAACACCAAGGGUUCUCUAUCAAAGGUUUUCAGUGGGUAAAAUCCUUCUGCACUCUUGUGUUAAUUGUGUCACUUUACAAUUUGAAGCACCAGUCACAUUAUAGUAUAAAGUUUUUGUUUUAGUGCCCAUUCAUGUUAAUAAUUAAUGACCAGGAGCACACAGGUGACAUAUAGAGUAUAUGUAUAUAUUUGUACUGUAUGUACUUAAAUGUAUAUGUAGAUAUGAAUGAAAUAAAAUACAGUAUAUU